This is a messenger RNA of Xenopus tropicalis (tropical clawed frog), 1825 nucleotides long. RefSeq names its product forkhead box D1 (gene foxd1). NCBI's taxonomy places the organism in Eukaryota, Metazoa, Chordata, Amphibia, Anura, Pipidae. The record is from RefSeq and is marked provisional. Gene Ontology annotation, molecular function: DNA-binding transcription factor activity; sequence-specific DNA binding. Gene Ontology annotation, biological process: animal gross anatomical part developmental process; regulation of DNA-templated transcription. Gene Ontology annotation, cellular component: nucleus.
AAGCUUGUGUAGCGCUGCCCGACACUCCUUGCAGCUCCCUCUCCGCCUGUGCGGGCCAAUGACCGGCCGCUAUAGCCGGGGAGCCGAGACCCAUCGCCCGGAGCCCGGGGUUGCCCCUAUUGCCCCUGUGUGUGUGCCCGAUGCAGUCGGCCCCCCAGCAGCCUUAUGAUUUGCCUCCCAAGCCAUGACUCUGAGCUCUGACAUGUCCGAUGUUCUUGCUGAAGAGACCGACAUAGACGUGGUGGGAGAAGACGACGAGCCGCGGGCAGAGGAGGAAGAGGACGAGGAUCUCCAUGGGGACCUCCUGCCCACAUCCCCGCAGAGCUCGGCCACCAAAGACCCCUACAAGGGGACGGGCGGCGGGGGCGGCAGGAGCGCCCUGGUGAAGCCCCCCUACUCGUACAUCGCGCUGAUCACCAUGGCGAUACUGCAGAGCCCCAAGAAGCGCCUGACCCUCAGCGAGAUCUGCGAGUUCAUCAGCAACCGCUUCCCCUACUACCGGGAGAAGUUCCCCGCCUGGCAGAACUCCAUCAGGCACAACCUGUCCCUCAACGACUGCUUCGUCAAGAUCCCCCGGGAGCCCGGCAACCCCGGCAAGGGCAACUACUGGACGCUGGACCCGGAGUCCGCUGACAUGUUUGACAAUGGGAGUUUUCUCAGGAGGAGGAAGCGCUUUAAGAGACAACAAGCGCCGGAGCUGGUGCUUAGGGAGCCCGGCCACUUCCUUCCAGCCUCUGCCUACAGCUACGGACCCUACAGCUGCGCCUAUGGCAUCCAGCUACAGCCUUUCCACCCACACUCAGCCUUGAUUGCCUUCCAGCAGCAGCAGCAGCAAGCCAGGCAGCAGCCCCCCAGCCUCCCCCCCAUGGCGGCCCCAGCCCUUAUGCCACCUGCUGCCCAGGAUCUAUCAAGGACCUGCACUUUCUACCCUCACCAGCUCAGCCCAGCAGCCCUGCCACCUUCCCUGCAGAGCAAGUCCAGCUCAGCCCUGGCUAGAUCCACCUUUUCUAUUGAGAGUAUCAUAGGUGGGGACCUCAACCCUGGCCAGUGUAACUCCCCCAAAGCAGCUGGGGUCCCUGUGAUCUCUAGGGCCCUGGUGACUUUCUCCAGCUCACAGGCUGCUGCAGCUUUAGGGGGGACCCUGCAGCCUGGGACGGUGCUUACAAACCACUAGGAUUUCUAAUUCUUAAAUCAGACAUUUCUGAGAAGGUAGGAGGCUUUUUAUGGAUUAUGCAUCAUGUUUUGCUUUGGGGGUUUUUUCCAGGGAUGCCCAACCUACUUCCUUCCUUCUGGUGUUAAACUACAAGUCUCAGGCAUGGCUGCCGUAGCAUGCUGGGAACUGUAGUUCUAACACAAGCAGAGGGAGGCAGGCUGGAGAGCUGUGUUCCAGCAAGGAAUGCAAAAUAUUUCAGCCUGAACUCUAUGCCAAACCAAGGUUCCCUGCCAACGGAUUGCAGCGCCUUUACUUGCCCUUUAGAGAUCCCUGUCUCUUCUAUUUGUACAGUUUUACUGUGACUCAGGUCUGAAGAUUCCCAGCAUUUGUGUAGGAAGCAGAAAUGCAGCAAUAUCUUGUAGCUCACACACACACCAAGUGCUUUUGUGGCGAAAUGAUUUCCAUGUUUACACAGAGACAAUCUUCCCCAUUUCAAUUUUAGCCUGUGUUUUGUAUCAUAAUAGGGGGUUGUGUUUUUGUACGAAAGUAUUUCUUAUUUACAAGAAUUAAUGUAACGCAUACUGCCAAGUAUCAUUGUACCUAGGCAAUGUACGAUUUUUUUUCACAUUUACAAAAAAAAAAUAAAAAUUAAAUAAAAACAAAAUGUUUAAA